AUGCACAAUGGCAUCGUGUGCUGGCUGGAGGGGCCGUCGGACCUGCUGGCCCGCCGCGUGGUGGCUGAGGGCGUGGAGAAGCGGCCGCUGCUGUACGGGGACGGCGUGACUGCCGAGAACGCGUACGAGGUCGCGCAUGGGAAGCUACAGGCGCUCCUUGAGGCUCGCGAAAAGUACUACGAGAACGCUGACGAGGAGACGGGGGCGCCGGCCGCGGUGGUUAUGUACCGGCUGCUCACCCGGGUCCUCGAGAGGAUCGAGGCGACAAAGGCGGAGAGAGAGGCCCGCAAAAACUUCACAAUCGAGGGCCUCGGACCCAAGGCGGCGGCGGGCGGCGGCGGCGGGGCGGCGCAGCAGCAGCAGGCGGCGGAGGAGUGA
This is a messenger RNA of Monoraphidium neglectum, 378 nucleotides long. RefSeq names its product shikimate kinase. The record is from RefSeq and is a predicted model, not a curated record. Lineage: Eukaryota; Viridiplantae; Chlorophyta; Chlorophyceae; Sphaeropleales; Selenastraceae. The transcript is spliced from 3 exons. The coding region runs from base 1 to 378 and encodes 125 amino acids.